Molecule: messenger RNA, 2154 nt
Organism: Chiloscyllium plagiosum (whitespotted bambooshark)
Lineage: Eukaryota; Metazoa; Chordata; Chondrichthyes; Orectolobiformes; Hemiscylliidae
Source: RefSeq, a predicted model, not a curated record
UCUCCAGCGGGGGCAGCUUUACAUAAGACUUCGGUCUCAGUCUAUCGGAAGCAACAGUGGCAAGAGCUUCGGGCUGAGAGGCUGGGAGCCGGGGAGCUGUCCAUUGCGAAAUUACAACCGGGAAGAAAAACAAAACGACACCUUGAUUUUGCUGGGUGACAGUGAAAGCGUUGGAUUUUCUUUAGGAAUCUGGAGCUGGCUACACACAAGACACACAGAGAAAAAUAACAAAACUACUGCAGAGCCCCUGGGUGCUGCUGAAAGGAGGUUUUACUCUGGAGUCGUUGGCGAGGAGCAGAACGGGGAAAUUAGAAGUUCACUGUGUGCUGCAGUUAGACCUCUGGCUGCUGCCUCUCUGUGUCUCCAGUGUGUGUGUGUGUGAGAGAGAGAGAAACAGAGAGACUGGGAGAGGGAGCUGGGCGAGCCCGCACGGAGCUCUCCAUGGCUGAUUAGAGAGUGAUGUUUGGAGAGAGGACAGAAACUGUGCACAUCCAAGGGGCUCCGACUGCCACCCAUGGGUGCCCGCCAAGGCGGGCUGGCGACGGCGCGGCCGAGCUAGUGUGCCUCGCUGCAGGUACCGUGGACAGCGCCUGAGCAGCGGGCAGUCUGCGCAGGAUGGGUCUCAGUGGGAUCGCAGUGUUGGUGAUGGCUCCCACUGUCUUCCUGAGCGUCGUCACUGCCGCAGCCGAGCGGGGCUGCCCCGCCAACUGCAGAUGCCACGGGAAAAUUGUGUACUGCGAGUCGCUCAGCCUGCAGGAGAUCCCUCCGAACCUGUCCCCGGGCUCCCUGGGCCUCUCGCUGCGCUACAACAGCCUGCACCAACUGCAACCCAACCAGUUCCUGGGUCUCAAGCAGCUCACUUGGCUGUACCUGGACCACAACUACAUUGACCAGAUCCACGAGCAGGCCUUCGCUGGAGCCCAUCGACUCAAGGAAUUGAUCCUGAGCUCCAACCGCAUCAGCUCCCUUUCCAACCAGACCUUCCGGCCGGUCAGUAACCUCCGUAACCUGGACCUGUCCUACAACCAGCUGCAGGUGCUGCAGCCUGAGCAGUUCCGGGGUCUCCGCAAACUCCAAAGCCUGCACCUGAGGUCCAACCGCCUGCGGACGGUGCCAGUCCGGAUCUUCCAGGACUGCCGCAACGUGGAGUUCCUCGACUUGGGUUACAACCGGAUCCGCAGCCUGGCCCGGAACGCCUUCGCUGGCCUCGGGCGCCUGGUGGAACUCCACCUGGAGCACAACCAGUUCUCCAAGGUCAACCUGGGCCAUUUCCCCCGGCUCCUGGCCCUGCGCAUCCUCUACCUGCAGUGGAACAAGAUCAGUGUGGUCAUCCAGGGCAUGUCAUGGACCUGGAGCUCCCUGGAGAAGCUCGACCUCUCCGGCAAUGAGAUCCAGGCCAUUGGGCCCAACGUCUUCCAGUGUGUGCCCAACCUGCAGACCCUGCAGCUGGACUCCAACAAGCUGACCACCAUCGGGCAGGAGAUCCUAGAGUCCUGGAUCUCGCUCAGCUCCAUCAGCCUGGCCGGGAACAUGUGGGAGUGCAACCACAAUAUCUGCUCGCUGGUCAACUGGCUGAAGAGGUUCAAAGGUCGGAGGGAGAGCACCAUGCUGUGCGCCGGUCCCAAGGCACUGCAGGGUGAGCAGGUCAUGGACGCCGUCGAUAACUAUGAGCUCUGCAUCAAAAAGCAGAGGGUCUCUACCCAAGCCGUGCCCAAGGUGCCGGCCAGGCCCACCUUCCGAACGAGACUUCCCAAAGCCAAUGGGGAGGUCAAAGGCCAGCCCGUGCCCGCAGCCAGCGCCAGCCCCACUGAUGCCAGCUCCGACCCUGACUUGGGGGAACCCAUCUCCUUCCACAAGAUCAUAGCGGGGAGCGUGGCCCUGUUCCUCUCAGUGCUGGUCAUCCUGCUGGUCAUCUACGUGUCCUGGAAGCGGUACCCAGCCAGCAUGAAGCAAUUCCAGCAGCGUUCACUGGGGCGUCGGCAUCGGAAAAAGAAGAGGCAGUCUUUGAGACAAAUGGUCCCCAGCACCCAGGAGUAUUAUGUUGAUUAUAAACCUGCCCACGCUGAGGCCACUGAGAUGUUGAUGAAUGGAGCAGCUCCGUGCACCUUUAGUAAAUCAGGCUCCAGGGAAUGUGAGGUAUGAACUUCUUAUAAA